Molecule: messenger RNA, 6409 nt
Organism: Ooceraea biroi (clonal raider ant)
Lineage: Eukaryota; Metazoa; Arthropoda; Insecta; Hymenoptera; Formicidae
Biological process (GO): regulation of RNA splicing
Cellular component (GO): nucleus; cytoplasm
Molecular function (GO): protein binding
Source: RefSeq, a predicted model, not a curated record
GUUUUACUCGCUCCGUGUCUCGUCAGUACGUCGCGCGACGUUGCGGCGAGAGGAGUGUUCUUGGUGCCCGAAUUUUUCGCGACGUGAGACUUGCGCGCGUUUUCACGAAGUGUGUUCUAUGGAGAGCAGUAAAAUGCCUCGUCUUUGGUGAGCUGGCAUCACCAGCAGAAUCGAAACGGACUGAGCAGGAAAGAAAGACUUGGAAUUUCGAACGGAUUGUCGACUUGGUCGAUCGCGCGAAAUUCGGAUCAAAAUCGAGAUUGACAACCCGUGUCAAAUCGUCUCGCGUUGACUUUGCGUCUCCGUCUUCGACGCGAUAGCGCGAGAACUCGCUCGACAUCACGUCGCCGGUCUCACCGUUCACGACGCACUUCACGCCGUGAGAAACACCGCGCGUUUGCGCGCGCGACAAGUGCACUCAUUUGAAAUUCAAUAUGCAAAUCUGUUCUUCGUGAGCGAUUACGAUGAGAUAACGAUUAAUUGUUUUCGAUCUCACGGAUACUAUUAAUUCGCGUCCGGCUUAACGAAUAGUAAACACGAAAAGACCAAGGGAAACGGAGCGGAGGUAAAAGCGAGAAGGGAACGAAUACGUGCAGUGGACCGGUGAAUGUUCGGUCGUUGCUCGGCAUUUCGUCCGGGCGGAUCGGUAUACGCGCGCGCGAAACUAUGCGACCGAAUUGACGACACGGCGAACAGGGAAGAGAGAGAGUGAGGGAGAAAGAGAGAGAGGGAGGAAGGGAGAGAGAGAGAGCGUGAAUAAGUGAGAAAGGGAGAAAAAGAGAGCGAGUCGCGCGGAGGCAAGUCGCGGGCGAGAACGCCGCGACCGGUUGAAGCCGCGCGAGAAUAUGCGCGAGAGGCGGACUUGAGCGCGCGCGAGCGAGCGGAGCCAUGGAAAACGCAGCAACGGCAACGGCGGCGGAGCAGGAUACCUGCUUCGGGGCGGGCAGCGUGGCCGGAGCCGUGAUCGGGACCUUUCUGACGACGAUUCUCUUGGUCGCCGUUGCCGCGUUUCUCUACAGACAGUGGCGCAAGCGUAAGGCUAAACACUUAGUGCUGGUGACGGAUCCCGAGAUCGUCGAGGAUGCAUACGCCUUCGAUAAUCCUUGCUUCAAGGACGCGACGUCUGCGGUGGUUGGUCGCGUCGUGGAGAGACCAUCAUCGAGCACACCGGUGGAUACGUCCGCGAAGGAUUCCACGCGAUGGUCCACGCCUUGGUCGUCUCUGGGCCUUGGAUCGGCAAUUCGCAGCGAUAAACGCCGAACUCUCGAUGACUCUUGUGUCGGGCCCAAGGCCACCAGGGUCAGCGUGGUCAGCCUGCGCAGUCGUGACUUCACCGGACUGGGCUUUAAUGUGUGCGGUAACAUGAGGGAGGGCAUCUUCGUUAAGGACCUGCUACACCGCGGCCCUGCAUCCGAGUCCGGACGGAUACAUCCUGGCGAUCGCAUCUCCAGCGUAAAAAUCAGCUUCCGUAACAUGGUGUACGAGGACGCGUUGACAAUUCUGAGCUACGCUUCGCCAUACGACGUGGAAUUGGAGGUGGAGAACGGCGGUGGCGGCUCGAAACCAACGACAUUGCUGAAGAAGAGCGUGGGUCCGAGUUCGACGAGGAUCUGCCAUCCACUCUACAGAAGCCAGUCAAUCCCGGAGCUGUCACAGGCGCACAAGAGUAUCGCAAAGCGACUCUUCAUCGCCGACCCAAACGAGUCCGUGGGCUCCAAUUACUCGACGGCAAACUCGAAGUCGUCGUCGAAGUUGACGCCUGGUGGCGGACAGAGCCUCGAAAGGCGUCACGAGGAGACGAAGAACAAUCAUUACAAGUUCGGCAUCAAGGUAUUACCGGCAUUAGACGGCACCGUGCACCGGAUCGAGAAUCAGAACGAGCAUAACACUAAUCUGGAGAGGAGGCACUCGCGCAAACUCGACGCGGAGAAACUGCUGAAUAUAAACCGGCAUUCCGCGACAUCGUGCGACGGCACGACCGACGAGAGAAAGAUGUAUAACGAGCGUCUUCAGCAACGCGCGGAUUGCGAUGCGAAGACCACUGCUGACGUUCGCAGCAUCGACAUGCCGGACAAAGGCGGCAAGAGUGUCGACGAGGGACUCAACAUACCGUCGGAAGUGCCGACGGAGGUGCACAAUGCGGCCAUGGCGGCACGCAGAAACCGCAAGAGCAGUUCGGAGCCACUGACCGCGCACAAGACAAUAUCCGAGUCGGAAGGCGGCAAGAGCCCGCAGAAGAACAAACGUAAGGCACCAGCACCGCCGAAGAGCGCUGGCGACGUUGCGACACCAUCCGCGAGGAAGGACGCCAUUGACACCAUCGACACCAUCGCCGAUUACACGGAGUCGCUGUGCGACUACGUAAACAAGGCGCGCGAGAACACGGAUACCGCCGCCGCUGACGCACGACGACACCGUCUCGAGUGCCAGUCGACGGCGAACAGACGGAACUCCGAGUCGGACACCGACAGCGAGAUGCAGAACAGUUUCACGACGAUCGAGUUGAAUCCGUCGGACAUUACGAUCCACCGCACGCCUGUGCCGGAAACGAACGACGACGGAGACGAAGACGACAUGUACAGGAAGGCAGCCAGCCUGGGGGAUCUGUCCAAGUAUGAGAACAAGACAGCGACGACCUUGGAGAGGGCACAAAGCCUGGAUAUGGGAGCCGAGACGGGCGCGAAAAAACGCAAGGCGCCGUUGCCGCCAGACGACAUCAACGAGUCCACGGAGGACCUCACGAAGCUCGAUCAGAUCGACACCUUUGAUCAACGAAAGCUGAAGAAGUCGAACGAAUGGGGUACUCUAGAAGAUGUGAUCUGGAGCGAGGCUGCUGAUACGGCGGAUGAAAAGACGCGGGGAAAAGCGCGCACGCGAAAGAGAAGCAACGGUACUCUGGAACGUUCCAAAUCUGCAGUGGAGAUUAAGCUGAAGGAGGAAAUCAGCAUAUCGACGAUCACGGCGGCCGACGAUGCGCCUGAGAAGAAAAAGAUGAAAUCAGACGACGAGUCAGACCGCGAAGUCACCACCAGCAUCGAGCUGUACAAUUUGCCUUUAAGCAAGCGAUUAACCGAGGAGUUUAUCCACAACGAACGGAUGUUCAACCCGGACGAGGAUAAUUCUCUGGCCAGGAUCGUGAACGAUGGCAGAGUAGUGAAAAGCCCAACGCCGGAAGAGGUGGAGCUGAACUUCCAGUUGGCCGACGAGAAACGCCAGCAGAAGGCCGAAAACAACGUGGAAAAUUCCACGACGGAGAAGUCAGAAGACUUCAAUCGCGCCUUGCGCUAUUUCGAGCUGCAUGCGAGCGCAUCGCCGACAUCUCCGGAUCCAAAAGUCAAUCUGACGCGGCUGGACGAGUGGAGAGAAGAGAAAGCACCUGCAGUCGACGACACGUCGCUCUAUGCCGGCAAGCAACCAGUCGUGGAAGAACCCAUCUUGAAAGUGACAGUAGAUAGGGGUCACGGUUGCCGCGGUUGCGAGGACAGAUGCAGCCAGCACAGCGCCGACUGCGAGAAGCGAGCUGUCGGAGGGCAACAUCGCGUAACCGCGCGGCCACUCUCGGAAGAUGUGGAGAUAGAACGAACGUCCACGCCGACACACGUGCGAGUUUACACGGCCAAGUCGGAACCGGCUAGGUACAACAAUAAAGAUGCAGAGGAGCUUACAGAGAAGAAGAAUGGUGGUGGUUUCUCCACGUUCCACGCGCACCGGACGAAGUUCGAGCAACGUGCGAUGACAGAGCAGCAACGCGACAAGUACUCACCGAUCAAACUGAAUUCUCCGACCGACUCAUCUGCAUUGGAGACACAUUUUGCCAGGCGCGUCAUCAAUGUUACCAGCCGUGACGAGGAUGACGACGAAGAGGAUGAAUAUGAGUUCGGCUCAAGUGUUAGGGCAAACAGCAAGAGCCCGUCAUCACCCAAGGAAGAUCGUCACAACAUCAGCAGCGUUAGCGUAUCGAGCGGCGAGAACAGUGAAGACAGCGGUCUGGUUCGAGAGUCGAUGGACUACAACUCGCAAGAUCCGCAGGAGAACAAUCGUCCACCGUUGCCCAACACGCCCGUGCCGAACGCCACGCAGAAGAUGACCUACAUCACGGAAAUCAAAGUAUCGCCUAAUCGGGAGGGCGUUCACGGGACCGACAACGAGAACGAGGAAGCGACGACUGGUAGCAAUGGGGAGCCGCGGCAGCUGGCACAACGCGAGAUCAGAGUGACGGCGAAUGGUAGACCUACGUCUGGCAAGAAACCACCGGUACCGCCACGGCGAUCGGAUAUCACAAAGAGUCCGCGGGACGAUCACGCGGACAAGCAGGUAGUCUACGUGUCCGAGUACAAGUCUAGCACCGGCAAGGGUGCCCAGAUCCUGGAUACGCAUUCGCCGGAGGUCAAGCAAUCGGACAACAAGAAGUUCGAGCAGUGGAUUUUUAUGACUGAUAAGGAACAAAAUCGCUGGAGCGCCCCUUCCGCCGGUCAAACCCAGCCCGUAACGAACAUCGUGUUGUCAUCCAGGAACGAUACAAAUUAGCAGAUCCGUGAUCCUAGUUCGCGACUUUUUUGAAAACGCGAAACAAGAAAAGUGAUUGCCAAUUGCUCGUUUUAGAAAGGACAUUUUAUCUCAAAACUAUCGGAAAUUGCUUUCCUUCCCCCCCAAACGAUUUUGCUUAGGAAAACAAAUCGUACAGUUAUGAUACUAACGUUAACGAAUUUUCAUUCCUAAAAAAUAAGAAACUUGAGAUAAAGUCUUUUCUUUUACGAAAAAAGAACCGAUUUAAUUAAAGAUUUCGAAUGAAAACAAGUUAAGUAUCGCAAUAAUGUUGAAAUAUUCUUAUGUGUAUUUUUUUACGGCUGUUAACACCAUUUUAAUUUUACUCUACGAUAUUUAACUUCAGAGUUUUCAUUUCCAAUCUUUAGCUUAACUGCGAUAAACAAUUCAGAUGGAAGGCUACAAUAUUAACUGAAAGAAGAGAAAAGGAAUAUGGUUAACUUUAUGUCACGUAUGUUGAUGCAUUUCUUCAGGUUCAUCAUGUCUUACGACAUGUAUAUAAUAUCCACAAAAUGGUUUAUGAAUGUUUGAGAAAUUUUAUGUUCUAUAUAAGACUUCGUGCAUCUAAUGUUCAAAAAUUAGUCUAAAAAUUAGAAAAGAUUAGUCGCGGACUGGCAUGUGAAACAAUCAGUAAAAGUGCUGAUAAACUACGUGCCAUAAAGAAUAAUUAUGAUAGAGUGGGAUUAUUUGAAGAACAGAACUGAAUUGCAUGUACGCGGAUUUAACUUACGAUUACAUUUAAUUUAAUGUGUUAGGUUCAAUCGAACAACGUGAAUAAAGAAGUUACAAUCCCGAAGAUUGUACAUACUUUCUCCAUGUCGCAACUUUACCGUAUGUAAAUAUAGGUCAGUGUUUUAAGAACGUGACCACUAAAGUAAGCCUAGCAGCAGUUAAUAAAAAAUACAUAAUCUCUUCUUUCGUACGAGUGUACGUAUUUUUCAUUAACAAAGUCUUUAACUUUCCCCAUCGAAUCAAAAUAAUAUUUAACAAGAUAGUUAAAACUCUUUAACUGAUCGAUAAAACGAUAAAACAAUACGUACAAGAAAAUGAAAAGAUGUAAACUUGAAUAUUACUUGCAGCCUGAAAAUAUUUUGUUUUACUUAAAUAGAAAUAUUUAAUAAAAUGUAUACGUCCAAUAUGAAAUGCAAAUAUUUGCGUUAACAAGAUCUGUAAUCAAAUGAUAAACCAUGCGACUAUGUGUACUGUGUAUAUUUAACACAUAAGUGAAGUAAUCUGUAAAGUUGGGAUUAAUGAACUUAAGUAGUGAUUUACUAACAUAAUCUAGUUAUGCAUGCGUAUUAUCGAGAUAUACAAAGAAUGAAUAUAUACUUAAUACGCAGAAUUUUACGUGUAAUUAUUUUGUUUGCUUUAUAUGAAAACGCAUUGUACGCUCAAAAAAAAGUAAACUGCACGCGCACGUAACUUCGGUCUUAAAUACAUAUAAAGAAUGCAUGUAAAGUGUGUAUUAUAGACAUUCCAAUGAUGCAUCAUUGCAUAACUACAUUGCAAACAUUACAUCGUUUCUUUUUAUCGUUAUCCAACUUACCUGAUUUUUAACGUCCUAAAAUAACAGAGGAAUCUCGAAAUAUAUAAACUCAUUAAAAAUACCUUACAUCAGUAUGCUAUAAAUGUUCCAUCGUGUAUGAAUGGAUUAUUAUAUCACAUUAUUUGCGCAAAGCGAAACGUUACUGUUAAAACUGGCUUAAGCAGUUAGUCAUUGCGAGUUUUUCUGUGUGUAUGUUUAUUAAAACAUAAUUUAUUCUCCAAGACUAACAUGUUGGUAACGUACAUUACAUUGUCUAUCGUUUGUUAGUGAGAAUUGUAUAAAUUUUUAAUAAAUAAAAGUGUUAUAUUUUUAGACGUA